AUUUCACAGACGUUGAUUACUUGCGUGAGCUGAGUGCAUUGUAAAUUCGUUUCAGUCGGGGAUAGUACAUUCUUCACCCGACACAUGACGUGUUCAAAUUAAAUGUUUGGCUGUGGGACUACUGAUCGAUUGGAAAUGUGGGUUAGGUGUAAUGCCUUACUUUGACUCCUGUCAGGAGAAGUCCUCAUCCAGUGUGCACGUAUCGACGACUAUUAAGCUGUUAGAUUCAUGAUUCAAGCCUGAUAGAGUAUAAAACAACACGAAAACGGAGCGACACUUUCGUAACACAAAAUGUUGUGCAGUAUAAACGCCGCUUAGUAGACCAUUCCCUUCUUUGCAUGCUACGCUUCGUUCGCUCUCGGAUGCGAAUAUUGGUGAUCAUGUUUCUUUCCAUUUCUACUCUCAUAGUGGUGGUGUUGUCAUUUAUUUCGACCGUGUGGAGGUUGUCAACUUUCUAUCGGCCCCCAGUGGUAAAUCUUCCCUUUCGUUACUUCACCUCCGGAUUAUUUACAGUAUUCGACAUAGUCAAGAACUACACGGCAGAUUAUGACAAAACCCUUAUCUACAACAAGAUCCAUCAUGAACUGAAUCAGUUUUGCAGCAUACAUACUUUGCAAGAAGUGUAUAUCGAAAUGUUUGAUCAAAUUGAUGAAUACUUGAAGCGAACUUUACAGGAAGAUCUUACGGUAAUGGCUCCUGGACUAUUCGUUCAAGCCGUGCGGGUCACAAAACCGAAAAUUCCGGACGCAAUCAGACGCAAUUAUGAGGCAGUAGAGGCGGAAAAAACAAAGCUACUAAUAGCCAACCAGCGCCAGAAGGUUAUCGAACGAGAAGCAGAGACAGAACGACGCAAGGCAGUGAUAGGAUAUCUAUCCAAGCUCGAGCUUCCUUUCAAGCGUGGCACAUUCAUCGAGUUUCGAAAAGGAUUAAUUAAUGUGUGUCCAGUUGGUCGAAGCUGUUCGCAGGAAGAACGGGAUGAAUUCGCAAAAUACGACGAAGAACAUCAAAUUCGACAGAAAUUUGUUGAUGACAUGCGUUUGCACUUCGGAUCAAUGGAACUUCAAUUUGCAAUAGGUGGUCAGAUAAGCAUAGAUGUAUUUCCUCGUGGAUGGGACAAGCGUUACUGCCUACAAUUCCUGAAGGAUUAUGAUGAGAUCCACUUCUUCGGUGACAAAACAAGUGAGGGUGGGAACGACUACGAGAUCUAUGUGGAUAGAAGAACUAUCGGACACGCGAUUCAGACACCUGAGGAUACACAGUCACAACUUAUGCGGAUGUUCCCUUGAAUCAAAUGUGUCAGAAGUUUUCCUGAAUCUGCUGACAAUUUUUCGGGAGGCAGUGGUCGAUUGUGGUUUGUUAGAAGUCUAUAUAAAUUCACCGAUUUUCAAUAAAGCAAUUGGUUUGGAGCCCCUUGCACGUCCAUACGUUUCGCACUUAAUACCCCCGCGAAUCGAUAUCGUUUUCAAACGCACAAACCGCUUCGCUGAUUGAAUAAUCCCGAUCGGUCUGUCAUUACCGUCACUAUUUAGCAAAAACUAGCAUUUCUGGUGUCCCA
Messenger RNA from Opisthorchis viverrini, 1555 nucleotides. RefSeq lists its product as hypothetical. Gene Ontology annotation, biological process: SREBP signaling pathway; GDP-mannose biosynthetic process. The record is from RefSeq and is a predicted model, not a curated record. Lineage: Eukaryota; Metazoa; Platyhelminthes; Trematoda; Opisthorchiida; Opisthorchiidae. Gene Ontology annotation, molecular function: ubiquitin protein ligase binding; phosphomannomutase activity; cholesterol binding. The transcript is spliced from 6 exons. Gene Ontology annotation, cellular component: endoplasmic reticulum; endoplasmic reticulum membrane. The coding region runs from base 339 to 1286 and encodes 315 amino acids.